GAGGCUUCGAUUGACCUUGUCACCCAUGUCUAUGUCUUCUGGGGGUGGCUGACUGAGUCGAUUAUUGUGGUUGCGUUUUGACUUUUGACAGGCCAGAGCAGGGCCUAACCUGAAUUGGGUUAGUGCCAACGCGGGAAAAACUACUCGAUGAGGAGCGUCUCCAAUUGAUCGUCUGCGGACAGCCCAGCAAGGCAUCAUUGCUUCAUGCUUCACGCAAGAUGUCCAUGUCUCGAUUGUGGGGAUGAAAUUUCAGGAUGCGGAGAACUACCAGUCUGAUUUAAUCUCCCGCCUCCCCGGGAGAGUCAUCCAACGAACCCCUAACGCGCACCGUUGGCCAGCUCGCGAUUGCUGGAAUUGGGCAGAAGCCACUCUUCGCACUUCCAAAUAGACAGCCAUGGUCGUGAUAUCGCGCUUUCGAUCCCUCUGGGGCAUUGAGCCCGGUCCGAGCCAGACCGAGUGGAAGAAGAAGUUCAUCGAGCUUAAGGCCCACGGCUAUGCGGGCAUCGAGAUUGAUUUCGCUGGCAUGACUCCCGAUCAGCUCAAGCUGCUAAAAAACAACUGUGAUGAAGUAGGAUUGGAAAUUAGCGUCCUCUUGUUCUCAUCGUGGCCACAAUACGCUGGGCCACGUCCACGAGGCCUAACACCAGACCUUCAUGUCGACUUCUACCGUGACCAGCUUCGACUGGCCAAGAUCUUGGAGCCAACAUUGAUCAAUGCCCAAUCUGGAGCUGAUUACUGGACCUGGGACGAGUCGGUAUACUUUUACCAACGCGCCCUCAAAGUGGAACAAGAAGAGGGACUGCAAGGGAAAGUCUCCCAUGAGACGCACCGAAACAGAUCCCUCUUUAACCCAUACGCGACGGACUAUAUCCUGCAGAGAGUUCCACAAUUACAAGUCACGGCCGACAUCUCACACUGGGUGGUUGUCUGUGAGAGACUUCUGGACCAGGGCGAAGAGGACCAAGAAAUUCUCACCCGCGUCACCCCACAUGUCCGUCAUAUCCAUGCCCGGAUGGGAACCACGCAAUCUUCCCAGUGUCCUGAGCCUCUCCACCCUGCAUUUGCGGCUGAGCGACAGUUCUUCGAAACCUUCUGGCUCCGAAUCGUGCAACUGAGACAGCAGACUGAGCCCGAUUGCCGAAUUACAUGGGUCCCGGAAUACGGACCAUUUCCCUAUCACCCCAUCGGUACCGCCCAAACCCACGGGGAACUGGCGGACAGUGAGGGUAAACGGCUAGAAGCGCUGUUUCAGAACGCUGUCACUCAGUAGCGAGGCUGUGUUCGACAGUUGCACAGCCGGAGGCAGUAGUCUGUAGGGUUAAUACACCCUGCUACCUAUUAGGAUCGAUUGCAUCAAAGUAGCACACUUCCAGUCGUUACUCUGCUGGACAUCAUCCUCGUAAUGACACUUUCUGCUAGGG
Messenger RNA from Aspergillus sclerotioniger CBS 115572, 1421 nucleotides. Its product is annotated as sugar phosphate isomerase/epimerase family protein. The transcript is spliced from 7 exons. The record is from RefSeq and is a predicted model, not a curated record. Bases 395 to 1270 code for a protein of 291 amino acids. Lineage: Eukaryota; Fungi; Ascomycota; Eurotiomycetes; Eurotiales; Aspergillaceae.